AUGCCUGCUGCAGGACUACGAAUCGACACCUCCAUUGCUGUUGCUGGUCCCUCAUCCAGUCGACUGGCUCUCUCUACCCCUGCGUCUGCACGAAGCUCACGGCUGCGUAGUGCUUCUUCUGCGUCGACAUCAUCGUCGAUCUCUGGCGCUGCUGUGCAGGCGGAAGCUGGUCCGUCCAACUUCCCCCAAGCAGCGUACGCCGCUCCUCGCAUCUCAUGGUCGUUCGAGCAAUCUCUCACGUACGAGGAUGACAAUGGGGAAUACGUCCUGGCGAUGCACGACUAUCAGCCGGAGGGCCAUGACAUCAACUGCCUCACGUUCCAGGCUCGGCAAAUCAUCCGAGUGUUAAAUCGCGAUCCUAGCGGCUGGUGGGAUGGCGAGGUUGAGGGGAGGAGGGGUUGGUUUCCGAGCAACUAUGUGACCUGUGAGGUUGGUCUGCUGACGGAGGAAGAGUUGCCGGACAUGACGAAGGCAGCAAGAGAGAAUCGCGUUGCCCAUUUCCAGCCAUCGACGGCAUUUAUCAUCUCAUGCGUCCGAGCCAUCCUCUCCGACGUCGGUUGUUUUCAGCGAGACGCACCCAUCUUGAAGCGCCACGGCAUCCUUGCUCAGGAAAGGAAGCGCAUAUUGUCUGACCUGGCCUCGCUUGUAACGCAAGCUAGGAAAGCUUCAGAAGAGGAUAUGGGCGACGACCUUCGCGAGCUCGAGGUGGAGGCCAUGGUCAGGUUAGGCGGUAACCUAUUCGCUCACGUCCGAGGGCUCCUGGCUCUCCUCGCCCAGUGCGGGAUCAGACUACCCGCGCAUGGAGGCCUUCCCCCUGGAUCAACCCUUGGCACGCAGACGCAAAGCUCGGAGGACACCGCAGUGUCCGACGAUGGUGGAGCUGGGCACGAGUGGGGAGGGUACGAGAAGUCAACCAACGGCAUCGUCCACAGACCGUCUUCGAAGCAAGUGGUGCCGAGUACUGCAACACCAAUGCGUGCGAAGAGCAUGGGUGAUCUUAAAGCGCAGAGACCUCGACCGAGCGAUGGUGACGUUGCGCAAAUGCCUACGGACGGUCAUUACAAGGUUUUCGGCGGGUCGCUUCGUCAAUCAUCCACUCCCCGCCCGAACCGAUACACUGCCGGUGUGAUGGUUCGCCAUGAGGCAGGAAACUCGGUCAGCAGCAAUUCGUCCUCGUCAUCGUUCUCCUCCAUCGACUCGAUAGCCACGCCUGCCACACCUGCCUUCCCGUCAGGGCCCUCGACAACACCCGAGGUCAUGGAAGCAUUGCGGUAUACACACGACCAAUACUUGUCCACAAUCGCAGCCUUCAUUGGCCAUACCCAUUGGCACUCGCGUUCGACGCAUGCGUCCAGUACUGGACACAUGUACGGACUCAUUCGCGAGGUGGUGGACAUGGUUUGCAAGCUAUUGACCAUUGUCGAUGCCGUCCUCAAGCAUCCUGACCUCCCUGCGGCGAAGUCUGCUGGCCUAAAGACCGCCAAAGAGGCCCUGUAUACCAUCACAGGCAAGCUAGUCGACUCGGUGCGCUCGCUGACGCUGCCAGCUCCGGAGGGCAUGUCGGAGGAGGAAGAGAAGAGUCUCAUCUUGCACUGUGCGACGGAUGCCCUGAAGGUCGGGGCAGAUUGCGUUGCUGCGGUCAAGAAGUGCUUGCGACGAGCCACGGAGAGCGGCCCUUCAUUAUCCACCUCCCAACGAUCAAUGAGUCCGACAUCGGUUCCCCUCGCAAGUUCUCGCAAUACGUGGCCACCACAUGAGUCGCCCCAGCAAGUCCUCCAGCUUCCACGCGUUGCGCCAAUGUAUGUCACGAGCGAGGCGGACGGAGACGAUCAAGACCUCACGAUCCAGGCGAGGACAUUAUCGUCCCCUGAAGUUACUCUCCGGAUCGAGAGGCAGUCCGUCGCCUCGCCAACUGAAGCCUCGUUACCGAAUCCUUGGCAGCCGCCGGAGCCAUCAUCCCUUUCCCCGACCUUUCCAUCGUCAAACAAGCCGCUGCCGCCGUUGCGCAUCCCGUCCCGGGAUGUCAGCCCGGACUUCCCGUCGCCAGUGUCAUUGACGCAUACGGAGGACGACAGGACGACAUGGGAAGGAAGUGACAGAAGGCCGUACUCACCUGCUUCGUUCGACGAACAAGUACUGCGUGGUGGGUUACCUGCUGGGCCAGAACCAAUGAGACGAACACUAGUCGCCUGGACCCUGUCGCACGAUCAUGCUGAAGAUGAUGUCGCAUACAACAGUGACGGCCAGCUUGUAGGCGCGACGUUGUCGGCCUUGGUCGAGCGGAUGACGCCCCACGAUUCCGUACCAGAGCAGGCGUUCUCCUCCGUCUUUUUCUUGACGUUCCGGCUGUUCAGCACACCCAUGGAUCUCGUGGGCGCCAUCGUUGACCGCUACAACAUCAAGCCUCCUGCCGGCCUGAAUGCAGACGAGGUACAGACGUGGACACAGCGCAAGGGAUUCCCUAUCAGAUUGCGUGUGUCAAACUUCGUGAAGAUCUGGCUGGAGACUCACUGGCGUCCCGCUGCGGACAACGUCGCACUGUCGACCUUGCUUGAUUUCACCCGUGAUUGCCUCACGGAGAUCUCUUCGACAGACGAAGCAGGGUCAGCCGUCAAGGCCGACCGGGCGCGUGAAGCUCUUGUCUCUCUCAACCCUCCGUCUGUGCCCCUAUCGGAGGUUCCUCGGCCCGUCAUGACGAAGAACCUCCUGAAUGCACUGAGACAAAAGAGCUUCACCUCGAUUGCGAUCACAGACUUCGACCCGCUCGAAUUGGCUAGGCAAAUGACGACCAUGGAGAGUCAGCUGUACUGCGCAAUAAAGCCGGAGGAGGUAUUGGAGACUGGCAAGGAGGGCGCGACAUCCCCUAUCAACGUGAAGGCGAAGAGGACCUCAUUGGUCAAGUUCUUUAUCAAGCUCGCGGACCGAUGCAACUCCCUGAGCAACUUUAGCACCCUGCGUGCGAUCCUGGCGGCGUUGGACUCCUCGACUAUAUCACGUCUACAUCAAACAUGGCAGGGUCUGUCGCAGAAGUACAAGAUGCAACUCGAAUCCUUGCGGAAACUCUCUGACCAUGCGCGGAAUUACCACGAGUACCGAUCUCGACUUCGUAACACUGCCCCUCCUGCCAUUCCAUUCCUCGGUUUGUAUCUCACCGAUGUCACCUUCUGCCGUGAGGGCAACCCUUCAUUCCGACCCUCGCCCAAGUCGCCCGACAAGAAGCUGUUGAACUUCAACAAGUAUCAUAAGCUUGCGCGCAUUGUACAGGACAUGCAGCGCUUCCAGACACCCUACAAUCUGAAACAGAUACCAGAGGUGCAGGAAUAUCUCAGAGACGCAUUCGAGAGGUCUGCGCGGCAAGGCGACUUGCAGGACUCUACCGGCGCAGUCUCAUGGUUGAGCCCAAGCAUUCCACCGACACUCCUCCCACGAGCGACGUCCGACAGCUGUUCAACUGGACUCGUUCGCAGUCACACCAGCCUACACCGACGUCUGCCUCUGCAUUAUGACCUUCUUCUGACUGGCCUUCCUCCAUUGCUUUCGUGA
Messenger RNA from Fomitopsis serialis, 3543 nucleotides. RefSeq names its product ras guanine nucleotide exchange factor domain-containing protein. Gene Ontology annotation, molecular function: protein binding; guanyl-nucleotide exchange factor activity. The record is from RefSeq and is a predicted model, not a curated record. Bases 1 to 3543 code for a protein of 1180 amino acids. Gene Ontology annotation, biological process: positive regulation of GTPase activity; Ras protein signal transduction. NCBI's taxonomy places the organism in Eukaryota, Fungi, Basidiomycota, Agaricomycetes, Polyporales, Fomitopsidaceae. The transcript is spliced from 8 exons. Gene Ontology annotation, cellular component: plasma membrane.